This is a messenger RNA of Pseudophryne corroboree (corroboree frog), 399 nucleotides long. Its product is annotated as syncollin-like. The transcript has a single exon. Gene Ontology annotation, biological process: exocytosis. Gene Ontology annotation, cellular component: secretory granule membrane. Lineage: Eukaryota; Metazoa; Chordata; Amphibia; Anura; Myobatrachidae. Bases 1 to 399 code for a protein of 132 amino acids. The record is from RefSeq and is a predicted model, not a curated record.
AUGAAGGUGCUCUGCUCCCUGGCGUUGCUACUGCUCUUCUUCGCCGGACUUCUGGCUGAAUGCCCUCCAGCAGCUAACCUGGUGAACGAUGCGGGGGAAAAGCUCUGUGCCCGUAUGUUUGAACACAGCAAUAUAUACUUUGACCAGUCUUGCGGGGGAGCAUUCCUAGAUUCCAAGAAUGGAGAUGACUUCCCCUACAUGCCAUUAGGUUGGGGAAAUAAGAUUUCAUCCCUGGUUGUGGCAAGCCGCUGUACCCUGAAAGUGUGGAGCAAAACUGCCAAGGGGGGCAACAACCGGUCCUUCUCUGCUGGGGUGGUCUAUCAGCUAAAGGACUAUACCAAUGGGCUCUUUGGAGACUGGAACAAUGCCAUCCAGUCUUAUUAUUGCACCUGCACAUAA